Molecule: messenger RNA, 5723 nt
Organism: Macrobrachium nipponense
Lineage: Eukaryota; Metazoa; Arthropoda; Malacostraca; Decapoda; Palaemonidae
Gene: UBL3
Product: ubiquitin-like protein 3
Exons: 4
Coding region: 299-667 (122 amino acids)
Molecular function (GO): protein binding
Source: RefSeq, a predicted model, not a curated record
CAUCUUGACUCUGUGUAGCUUUGUGAGUGAUCGGGUGAGGAUGUAUUGUGAUGCAGUCCGUUUAUGGCCGUCUUUUUAACGUUUUAUCCGUGUUGCGAGUGUGUAUAUUAUGCCAUUGAGUCUUUUAUCCAAGGGAAACGAGUAUUUAGUGCUUUCAUGAAAGUCCUGGUGAAGUGAGAAAACGUCGCUUUCGUUGUAAACACUUGAGAGUGUGAGUGAGGGCCCACCUGGAUUUUUUUUUACUAAGGGCGGAUUAUUUUCUCCUCCUUCUUCGACACCUUCUUCUCCCGGAACGAAGAUGGGCGCUAGAAGCAUACCCAGUGAUAAGAUCAACCUAAGGUUGAUAUUGGUCAGCGGCAAGACAAAAGAAUUCCUCUUCAGCCCAAGCGAGUCUGCGGGUGACAUCGCGCAGUUUGUUUUUGACAACUGGCCCCAAGAGUGGGCAGAUGAAAGCGUGAGCAAGGCCGAAAUUUUACGACUAAUCUACCAAGGCAGAUUUCUACAUGGAAACGUUACUCUAGGAGCCCUGGGACUCCCAGCGGGCAAGACAUGUGUGAUGCAUUUAGUACCCAGAGAAAAUCUUCCAGAACCAAAUUCUCAAGAUCAACGUCAGAAAAGCAAGGGUGGAACAUCGAGUUGUUGCUCGCCUUCCUGCAGUAUCCUGUAACAUUCUUGUGUAGAUGGUUACAGAAUACUGGCUCAAGUUACGAUCAUAUAUUACAUCCUCUGACGUGGUGCCCUAAACCCCAUGUCUUUAAACUGUAGCCUCUCAACUCCACCAUCAGUUUGUAUCAAGUCUGGCUUCCACGAAAAUUUGCCACAAUCUUCUGGUAGUUGUCUGGCUCUUCCUCGUUAGGGUAAAAAUAUUCACUGACCUUUUAAUUUCACUUGGACUUGAUGCUGAAAAAUAGUCCACCACUAGAAGCUAAUUAUUACAGUUGAAACCUAUAUAGUUAUUGGUAUUAUUUUUGAUACCAUGAAUGGUAUAUAUCUCAGUGAAAGUGGUGUGCUGUUGUGCUCAUGACACUGUCCAUAUUGUUACUACCGAGCCCAUAAAACAUCUGAAGUGAAGACUGCACCUUUUGUGCUGUAUUAAAUCGUGUAACAUAAUUGCAUUAAACCAAGUGCUAAAUAGCUCCCUCCAGCUUCCUUCUUAAUCCCCCAGAUACGUGUCCAUAAGUUCAAACUGUACUAUAGUCGGUCACAGUUGUGGGGAGCUGAAAUGGUGACUUUUCAUACCAAUACAUGAUUUGCUACGCUUUGAAGUGUGAAUGUUGUUAAGGAAGAUAUAGAAAAAUCAUUUCGAUUUCAAAGGGUUGGCCUAAGAACAUUACUCACCUUGAAUGGGUUAAUCUGUGAUGAAUUUCUUCCUUGUCUAUCUCUUAUACUAUAUAGGAGAUGAUAUGACUAAGGUUAACUGUUGUUUCAUCCAAGAUAAAAGUUCGUUAAUGUUAUUAAAAUAUAAAGGCGUUCUUGAAGAUUUUAAGUCAUACAAUAUUGGAAAGUCGGUGAAAUUUUUAUGAGAGUAGAGAGAGAAAGAGAGUUUCCAUGGAGCUUUCAGCCAGUAGCUGAUUGUAGUUUUGCAAGCACUGGUACAAUUCACAAUUGUAUAUAUAUAAAUAUAAGAAAAAAUUGUGAUAUCAGUAAUGUAGUUCACUCAUAUAUCUGUCCAAACUUUCUUUUCAAGGCAGUUGUUUACACCAAGUGUUGCUUUAUUUGUUUCUUACCCAUGUAUGGGUUGUAUAUUUUCACGGUGAUGCAGGGCAUGCUGCGGUUACCUGAGAAACAUCUUGUCGUGUGACUUCAUCCAUUUCCUUUAAUGGUAUUAUGAACUUGUAGUUCUAUAAUUAAAAACAAAACAAACCAAAAAAAAGCCUAUUGCAGUGUUUAGCUUAUUUCAUCCAAUGUGUAUUGCUGUAACAUAAUUUUAAUUUGGUAGUUCAUAAAGUUGAAUAUUUGUUGAUUAAUCCCCAAUUAUAUAACAUUUUAUAAUGAUGGGGAAUCUAGCCACAUAUAAGUUGGCUCUAGUGGUGCUUUGCCCAGCAUGCCUGCCUGUCCGUGUGAGCCAACACCUUAUCCCCUUGAAGUCCCAUUGGUGGCAGUAUCAAGAGUUGCCACUUGGUUUUGUAUUACAGUAAUAAUAUAAUAAAGCAUUGAGCAACGCUUAACAUAAUGACCUUCCAGCUCGGUCAGUUGGCCUGACUGAAGUAUCUUUUUUAUCUAGCCACAUAAUAGAUGCUAUGUCAUUUAUAACGUAGCGUAUGCUAACGUAAGGUCUAACUUCUGUAAUUUCAGUCAUGACAGCUGAACCUCUAUAAAUCUGAGUGAGGUCUAUGGAAACCUGUUAAUAUUUGUUGCCCAAACUUGAUCCUCACUUUAGAUCUGACAAGAUAAGUCAUAUGAUGACAGGAUCAUGAGAUUACCUCCAUCUGACAGCUCCGUUUUCAUUGUAAGAUGAGGAUAUGUGAGUGUUUGCAUGUUUCUUCUAUAGAAUAUAUAUAUACUUGGCAUUUAAUAAAUGUCUGUGCUAAAUAUCAUUUCAUCUCAUUCCAUUUCACAAACUCAUGAUAUGCUCAUAUUUCAUCAGCAUGUUUGGCUCUAUGUAAUGUUCCUCUCAAAAUUAUAUUCACACCGUCUCACACCCAAGUUAUCAGUAAUUCUGCUAAGUUCCCAGUUACAUUUGGACUGGAGAUAUUUACAAUCUAAUUUUAUUGUUAGUUUAGUUCAUGAUCAUAAAUAGCAUUGUACCUCAAGCAACAAUUUAUCCUCAGCCAUCAUUAGGGAGGCUAAUAUAGAGAAAUGGUAAUAUAAUGUAAUCACUUCAAGUCUUGCUUGCAAAUAUUUUUUUGGGGGGCGGGGGGUUUCAUCAUAGCCAUCAAUCUUAAAUCUAAAUAAGUAUAGGUUCUCAUCCUUAGGCUUAUUUUAGUACUCAUGUAUUUUUCUUGUGUAUGUCUGAGGAAAUCGUUAAGAAUUUAAAGAUAUUCUGUUUCUGAUAUUUUGGUACUGUUUUGAGAAACCUGUGCCUCAUAUUGAUUGCCAAGGUACUUUUUAUUUAUUUUUUUUUUUUAGUUUUUGAAUUGAGUUAAACUCCUUUAAGGUAAUGACCAGCCAUGAAAUAAUUUAAAAUAAAGGAAGUAGCCAACGUAGGGGAGGACCACUAUAUAACACGAGUUACCAUUUGCUGUUUACAUGAUUAUACAGUAGAUAUUUAACCUCACUUUGUGUAUAGGCAUGUUGUGAAUAGAGAUAACUAUGUUGAAUCUUAACUAUGUUUAUUGUAUAUAGCUACUGUUAUUGCAAAAGUAAAUCUUUUUUUCACUUUUUUUUAUUUUGUUAUCUAUUAAGAAAGUGGUACACAGCUCAUACAGCUUGUAAACCAUACAUACAAUCAAACUACUUUUUAUUGAAGAAUUUAUUUAAAGAUGUUUUAGUUAAGUAUUACCUCUGGCUUUGCUGUUUGAUUUCUUUCAUUUUUAAGGACAUUAUUUUCUUUGGUAAACUUACUGGUACUCUCACCAUGAAAGAUUUAUUUUACAUAUUAGCUACCAUGAAGACUCGCACACCUGCCUUUGGUGGUGUGUCAAGUAUUUUUGCUCACUCUUUUGUAAGAACACAAUAGAUCUUCUAAUUUUAUCAGUUUUUUACUUGUUAAAUUUGGUCAGAAUGAUUAAUAUAACAAAACCUUUUAGAAAUUAUUAACAUUUUUCCUUUUAAGAUAAUGUGUGUGAAACAUUGAUUAUCUACAUUUUUAUCAACUUAAAGUGUAUCAGUGCUGUCAUUGUUGUUAUACAGUAUAACAAAAAUUAUUCAUUGUCUUGAGUGACCAUAUGAAUAACUUAAACGAAGAGUACUUAUUAUUUGUAACUGUUCUUCCUCAUUGAAAGCAAAAAGAAGAAAAACUAUAAAUACAAAAACAGGUUAAGUGAAAUAUUUGUAAAUUGCUGUAGUGUUUGUAAUAGAUUUAUUGGUAAGGGCGAGGGAAGAUAUAUAAUUCAUUUUUAUUGCAAAAUGUUUGCAAAUUUCUCCUUUUAGUAAAAUUGGUUCAUUUGUAUCUCCAGAUGAUGGUAAUUGCCAUCUCAGGUUUUAGUCUCUUGAAGCUACUCAGUUUCUCGGAACUUUAUUUUCAUUUUUGUUUCAAUAGGAAUUCUCUGAUCUUAUACCAGUGAUGGUAAAGUAAGAUAAAGCCGCCAUAUCCUAAGAUUAAGGCUAAUAUUUCUAAAAAUGCACUAUUUGAAAUAUAUAUAUAUUUUUUGCAUUUUAAUGAACUCAGUCAUUGCCAGUAAUGUUGAUUACCAGGUGACAUCUACUUUAAUUCCAGAGUUUUCACUGUAAAAGACCUUCAGUUACAUGAAAGCAAAUGGAUACAUCCCUCAUAACCUUUCCAGUCUCGGCAUUUCAGAGUGAUGACGAUAACACUCAUGUUGUAUAGGCUCUUCCUUGAUACCCGUGCGUUAAAAUGCAACUGUUGGGGGAGGGGAGGGUAUUUCUUAUGAAUCAUUAGGAUUCUCUUGUAACUGACGGUAGAAUAAAUUGCCACUGGCAGAGUGUUUUUAUUUAAGCAUAGUUUUUACCCAUCAGAUCAGUCCUCAAUUUACUAGUGUAUUUGGAUUACUAAUAAGUCUUGUAGUCAUUGCUGUGGACUAGGGAAACUGUAGCUUUAAAAGUCCUUCCCUGUUAUUUCAUGUUGAACCUUUCAGCUUUCCUUGUGCUUAUUUCCUUCCCCUCUCCCUGAAAUGUUAUGUUUUGAGCGUUACCCUUCCACUGUUUAAGAAGAAAAUUACUCAGAACUUUAAAACAGCUGGUGUAAGUUGCACUGCCAGAGUUGUCCAGUCAUUAAUAUUUUAUUCAAGUCAACAUUCUUAAUAUACUAUUAUUUAACCAUCAUUACCAGUUGAAUAGUUUGGAAUCUUGUGUAGUAUUAUCUGGAACUAAUUUUAUUCCUUUUACUUCUUGAAUAAGGAAGUUUAAUUUUUUUAUUUCAACUUUCCAUUUCUACAAUGGUUUAGGUUUUUCUAAAAGAUACUGACCACUGGUUUUAGUCAGAUUUUAUAAAAAGAAAAGUAAAAGUUAAUGAUGAUUAUCCUUUAAAAGUUUUUGAUUUGCUUACUUUAUUUUGGCCAUCUAACACAUAGAUUGAUUGUACGGCAAUUACAAAAUCAAAUAUAUUGGAAGCAGUGUUUUUUCUUGUCUGAAGAUGCGAAGGCAGUAAUAAUAUACAUGUAUAUCUUUUCUGAAAUGAAGGUGUGUUGUAAGAACAAUUCUUAUGACAGUGAAAUGGACAGCAUAAAUGAACUUUGUUCCUUCUUGCCAGUCAAAGUGAAGUCUAGGUCGCAGAUUUUCUUGGUAAUGCGAGCAUUGUGUACCUAGCAUCCAUAUAUUUUAAAUUUGUAAAAAAUUAAUAUUGAGUAGUUGUAAGAUAUUUUAUCUGUUUAUAUACUUAAUUUUUUAACGAAUGGAAGAUGUGGAGUUUUAAGUGAUGGCUUGAGGUUAAACCCUGAGGGUUUUUUAAUCCUUGGUUUUAAAGAAAAAUAACCCCCAAUACAGUGGAACUCAAAUGUUUUAUUUUUUAUUUAAUUUUUGAUGAUUUAUUUUGUCCUUUUGUCAUUCCCAUUUUGUUUGUAUUCUGAAAUGUAUUCAUGGAAUCAAUGGAUGAAUAUUACAUUAGUAAUAUUAUUCCCUGUAUCAUAUUGUGAAUAUUUAAAUAAAGGACCAUUGUCCAAUUA